AUGGAUCGCUACCGGUAUUUCAUCUUCAACCAGAGGAAGAUGGUCGUGCUGGGCCUGUGCCAGAUAGCCUUCAGCACGGUCUGCGUCGUCAGCGGGUUCAUAGACGGCAUUUUCAGAACGGAGUCUCAGCUGGGCAAAACCAGAGCUCCGAUUUGGGCUGGGAUGGAGAUGCUGCAGAGGAAACCAGGAGAGAUCAGCAAUUCUCCUUCCAUUUCUGACCCAACAGUUACUCUGAUCCAAGCCUUGAAAACGAGGGCUUUUCAUCUGCUCUGUAUGAUAUCUUCCGAAUCCGAGAUACUUGUCUCCCCGUUACCAACUCCUUCUGUGCUCUUGCAGGUGAUGGGAGUCCCAGGCGUCCUGGCUUUGUUUUCUUCUCAGAGGAAGAAUCCAGUUCUCGUGAACGUGCUGAUAGUUGCUUCCAUAAUCUCUUGUGUUGCCAUCCUCAUCGUAGUCAUUUAUAGCUCCCUCACGCUGAACUACGGUGAGGAGGAGGAGCUGAGUUCUGCCCCAGUCCAUGUUAUCCAUACCAAGUUCAUACUUAAUAAAGUAGUCAAGGGCGCUAACGUAGCCAUGCUAGCCGCAUCCAUCUGCAGCGCUUUUGUCGUGCUGGUGAUGGCUUACUUGGGAUGCCGGAGUCUUCCUCGCUGCUCAUGCUACGAUAGCGUAACUGGGAUGGUGAGUGAGGGGCCCAGGGCACCCAUUUAUUUGUACCGAGUGUGGGUAGGAAGGGGAGAAACUGGGGAGAAGAUGUGGUUUUCUUCUGUAAACCUACCCUCAGCUCUACCUCAGUCAUCCGGGGCUAAUUCUAAGAAAUUAAGUGGAUGUUAGAAGGGGUUUAUAUUUUUUGUAUUUUUCCUUUUGCUACCUUCCUCUUGCUUACAGACUUGUGUGAGACAUAGCAUAAACUAUCCCCAUUUUCCAAACCGUUUGUGCUCAAGCCACUGUGGUCCCAUUUCCUAUGAACUCCUGCCCUCCUCACAACCUGCCCCUUCUCUCACCCGCAAACCAAUGAUUGCUCCUGGCACAGCAUUUCGGAGACUUACUGGUACAUAAACACCAAGAUGACCAUGUGUGACGUGCAGGGGAGCUGAGACACCAUGUUUUACUGCUGAUUUAUGAGGACUCUACCUGCAGUGAUGGGGCACAGACCACCUCUCUGAUAAGAGAGCUCAGUAAAUACCAACCUCUUCUCCACUAGGGUAAUUCUGAUGCUGUAUUAAACGUGGCCAUCUGACCAUCUCGUUGGGCAAGGAAUGAACGGGUAUGGGUUACGAGGCAGCUGUUCUUGACUAAAGAUACCGAGUGUGUAAUGUGAGGCUGCUUUAAACUUUUAGUCUAAAACUUGUUAGGAGGAGUGGACUACACGGACUUUUAAAAUGAGUUCAGGUCUAUCUUCUUGAACAAAGUCACAGAUGAGGUUUUUGAUGGCAUGGUUUCAUUCGUAGGAAUGGUUGCAACCUAGCGAGGACCAAAAUCAGGCUGUGGAAAUGGUUUGCGCUGUACAAAGUGAGUAGCUCUUUCCCCCCAUGUAUUUGGAUAUUCACCAGGGAUGUGGAAGGAACAUCCUGGCCUGUCCCAGGCCAAAAUCCUGAUAACCAAAAUACUCUGACCCAAAAAGAACUCAGGUCUUUGUGCCAAGUGUCUACACCAGGUUUAAUGGUUUCCUCUUUCCUUCCCCACACAGGCCCUGGAGACAGAAUUUUUAACUUCCCGGAUCGGUUUCCAACCCAGGACUUAGAUGCAGAGGAAGAUGCAUCCAAACCUCCACCGUAUAUCAGAAUGUCUUGAAAAAGCUGUCAAACAUUUUAGAGCUACUAGUCUAAAAACAUGGCCAGACAGAUGUAAGAAGUUCUUCAUCUUUAAAGAUGGUUAUGCACUUUCCCUUGGCCUUUUAAAAAACGCCCACGGGAAGAGAGAACUAUUGAAUGCCCAGCGUUCAGCAAAUGUGACAGCGCAAAGCAGAAGAUCUGCCGAUGGUUUUGGACGUUCAGCCUUUGUAUAGCUAAAAUACCUCAUCACCUCUGGAAAGUGUGAGCACUUUGUCCUCCAGCUUUUGUACUUAAAUCAUGUUUUAUUCCACUAGAAUUCAUCAUGCAGUUUGUCUAGCAGUGCUAGCCUUAGGCAUUCAAAUAUUAAAUACAAUUCAUUUUUA
Egretta garzetta (little egret) is the source of this 2152-nucleotide messenger RNA. RefSeq lists its product as uncharacterized. NCBI's taxonomy places the organism in Eukaryota, Metazoa, Chordata, Aves, Pelecaniformes, Ardeidae. The record is from RefSeq and is a predicted model, not a curated record. The coding region runs from base 1 to 828 and encodes 275 amino acids. The transcript has 4 exons. Gene Ontology annotation, cellular component: membrane.